AUGAAGGAGGCGAACGAGAUGUUCCGUACCUGGCUGGUGCAUCUUCAUGGUCUGCUACCCCCUGCCCCGGAUGGAGAUUGGCUCGAGUUCCGAGCUGCCGUUGUACACUUGCUACCGGAGUUCCGAGAGCUGUUCCUGUUACCUGUUCAAGGUGUUGAAGCCUCCCGGAUGAAGACUAAACUCGAGCGUGAAACCAAAGGCCUCACGUGGGGAGACAUCAAGAGCAUUUCGUCAAGCCGAAAGAAAAAAAAUAGACUCUGUAAGCGAAAGGAAGACAGUGAUGAAGAGCAGUAA
Phytophthora nicotianae INRA-310 is the source of this 294-nucleotide messenger RNA. RefSeq lists its product as hypothetical. Lineage: Eukaryota; Oomycota; Peronosporomycetes; Peronosporales; Peronosporaceae. The coding region runs from base 1 to 294 and encodes 97 amino acids. The transcript is spliced from 2 exons. The record is from RefSeq and is a predicted model, not a curated record.